Neodiprion fabricii is the source of this 3321-nucleotide messenger RNA. It is a transcript of the gene shams, whose product is annotated as glucoside xylosyltransferase 1. Gene Ontology annotation, molecular function: UDP-xylosyltransferase activity. The record is from RefSeq and is a predicted model, not a curated record. Gene Ontology annotation, biological process: protein O-linked glycosylation via N-acetylgalactosamine. Bases 157 to 1287 code for a protein of 376 amino acids. The transcript has 3 exons. NCBI's taxonomy places the organism in Eukaryota, Metazoa, Arthropoda, Insecta, Hymenoptera, Diprionidae.
CAGUGUUAGAGGGCGCUAGUAAUCCAGUAUGUACUUCAAAUGUCGAAAACAAGUUCGAAAAACGGCAGCUUUUGCUACAUACUUCACUCUGAUGGGGUGCAAAACAAAUGAAAACAUUCGAAUGCCGACAACAAACAUUUGACGGAUGGCUGACAGAUGGGAGUAAAUUCUAAGUUAACGAGGUUAGCUGUCUUGUGCCUUGCCUUUGCUGGUUUGAUAUUGCUGCUCAAUUUUACAACAAAUUCAUCGAAAAAGCUGUCCGAUGAUCAUUUUAAACCCAACAAAAUUGGCUCACGAAGUGUCGAGCCCAGUCCUACUGCCAACUCGCUAUCGGAGCAGGAAGUAGUGAUAUGCGUUGUAGCCUGCGGAGAUCGCUUGAGUGAAUCUCUGACCAUGAUGAAAUCGGCCUUAGUUUUUACCAAAAAACCCCUCAAAUUUAUCGUCAUAUCCGACACUGAUUUGAUACCUGCUUUCAAUGAAAAAUUAACGGUAUGGAAGUUAAUGUCAAACAAGACAUUUGACUUUGUAGUCAAGAAAAUAAAAUUCCCAGAACGAAGCGACGUCAGAAUGUGGAGGAAACUUUUCAAGCCUUGCGCAGCCCAGAGAUUAUUUUUACCUACUAUGCUGAUUGACAUUGAUGCAGUUUUGUAUGUGGACACGGACACUUUAUUUCUUGCACCUCCAGAAGUUAUCUGGGAUGAAUUCAAGAAGAUGAAUUCCAGCCAGUUGGCUGGCUUAAGUCCUGAGCACGAAGAUCCCAACACUGGCUGGUACAACAGAUUUGCUAAACAUCCUUACUAUGGAAAAUUGGGAGUAAACUCUGGUGUGAUGCUAAUGAAUCUGACUAGAAUGAGAGAAUUUCGGUGGACAGACUACGUGAUUCCGAUCCACAAAGAAUACCGUUUGAAAAUAACUUGGGGAGACCAGGAUAUCAUAAACAUAAUAUUUUACUACCAUCCAGAACGUCUUUACAUUUAUCCAUGCCGCUAUAAUUACAGGCCCGACCAUUGCAUGUACAUGUCCGUUUGUACGGAGGCGGAAAAAGAUGGUGCCUUAGUUUUACAUGGUUCCAGAGGAACGUUUCAUUCGCAAAAACAGCCGCCGUUCAAAGCCGUUUUCCGUGCUAUGGAAGAGUAUCAAUUGAACACUGAUCCGUUUGAUAAUUUUUUAAUACCAAUGAAAAAUUAUCUUAAUACCGACGAUAAAUCAAAUUGUGGAAGAGUAUGGAAGGUCUUUGUUCUUCAGCCAGAAUUUCAUCUCGAUUCUAGAUCAAGGACGCCGAAUUGAUUUCGGUUUAUCAAACCUUCUAUCUCUUUUCAAAUGUCACAAUGCAAAAGAAACGAUUGUUGCCCAAAAGCGAAACGCGAGUGAAACUCGUAUUAGGUACUGUAAUUUCAGAACUGUUUAACACUCCAUGUUUAUGUCUUCGUUUUAUUUGCGAAGACUUUAUCUCGAAAUCGAUUUUGAACUUGUAGAACUUUCAUUGUCCCGUUUCCGAAAGAAAAUCGACCCCUUUGAUAAUGUGAUUUUACCAGAAUCUCGUAAUGUACACUUGCCAAUAGUUAUCACAAUAUUAUUGGAAAUUUAGUUAGUUAAAAAAGUAUUUAUAUGCAUCGAUUAGAUUGUUUCAAAACAAUUGCUUCGAUCGUUGGUAACGUUUUUUAGGGUACGGGGACCCAGUAUUUAACGAAACGCAAAGUUCAAAUUUUUACAGCCAAUUUUUUAUACAUCGUAUAUCGUACUAUAAUUGUAUAAAUAUACAUAAUUAUACUUGUUAUGUAUACAUGAAUACAAGUAAGAUAGCGUAAGAGAUAAUUUAAUUAGCAAAUCUUCACAAUAAACUAUUAUCGUAAUAAUUAGCAUUACGCAAGAGCGUUUAAAAUUAUGAAAUUGCAAUCAAUGCACGAUUAUGCUUUCCCUUUAUAUACAUUAUACUCCUCCAGCCAACUGUUUACUGCACGUUCACCUCUGCGAAAGUAUGCACAUUAUACAUACGUAGGCACAUCUACUUGAGUUACGAAAUAUCAACAUUUUUACGUAAAUUUUCAUAUUCAAAGUCAUAGCGGUGCUUUUAAAAGGUUUCUUUUUUGUUCUGAAACCCGUAGUAAAACGGGCGUUUAAAAAUUGACAGAAUUUGUAAGCCCGAGUGCAAAAAUGAGGGUAACAGACCGUUAAAAUGUGCUAAUUGGGAACGGUGGAAUUCGCCUCGGAGAGGGGGCAGAAUCAGUUUUAGUGGUGGGGCGAAUACAGUCAGGUGUUACGCUCCUGAGGGCCACGAUGGCAAGUGAUAUUCUGUUUCACAAGGUGCGCUGUUUUACGCGCCAGAAGCUCAACAAGUGUUAUUUUAAUUCAAUUUCUACAAUGUAAUCGAAGAGAUUAAAGUUCGGAAUAAGCUUGUAUAAUCAUCAGGUGCGCGAGGACGAAUCGACUUGUACGUACGCAUAAUACCGCGGAUACUGUUAUAAACAACAAUCGAAUGCCCCUACUUAGGCAUAUUAUACAUGUAUAUGCAUGUGUAUGGAAUGUAAUGAGUCGUGCUGUCAUAUGGGAACACAAAUGCGACAUAUGCAUUUUCAUGCAUCCGUAGGUAUUUUCGAUCGCUAAAUAUACUUGUUGAAAAAGAGGAGAGAAAAAAGAGCAACAAACAAACAACAAAAAGAAGGGAACAAAACAUGAAUAAGUAGAAAAUUGUCAAGUGUUUGUAAUUCUGAUAAAAUACAUCAGUCACAAUCAAGAUUCUACAAUGAUAAUAUUAAAUUUAGAUAAGCCUCGGACAUAUUUCUCCUAAUCUGAGAACGAUAAAGAGAACUGGCGAGAUAAAAAGGCCUAGUCCCGUUUUACGAUACUCAAGCGAAAGGCACGAUAUCCCCGGAGUGCGCUAUAUGAUAUUAAAUUUUUCAAAUUCCCACCGAAUAGAAAAUUGUGAAAAACAAACGAAAAUAAGGGAUAAAAAAUAAACAUAAUUUUAAGAGAUAUUUAAAUCUGACCGAGUUAGCAGCGGCAAUUGCGUAAUUAAACUCCAGGUGCCGGAUAAAGUUGCGUUAGCACAGUCACUGUCUUGUGAUUGUGUGUAUGCUUGUAUAUACCCGAUAAAAUAACGCACAGUAACGUAUCAUCGAUCUGAACCUUGUGGAUUACGCCGCGGAAUACGAGUUGCAUUAAAGAAAGAAAAAAAUUUUAACGUAAAAAUAAAUAUCGUAUAAUUACUACAAGACAAGAAUAAUAAUACGUUCAAUCAGAUAAAAAAAAAAAAAAAUUGUGACCGUCGGUGAGAUAAUUCUCUUGAGAAAUGCCACUGUUUAAACCGAAAAAUUCUACGAG